This is a messenger RNA of Phytophthora nicotianae INRA-310, 4572 nucleotides long. RefSeq lists its product as hypothetical. Lineage: Eukaryota; Oomycota; Peronosporomycetes; Peronosporales; Peronosporaceae. The record is from RefSeq and is a predicted model, not a curated record. Gene Ontology annotation, molecular function: DNA binding; ATP-dependent chromatin remodeler activity; zinc ion binding. The transcript is spliced from 5 exons. The coding region runs from base 107 to 3367 and encodes 1086 amino acids.
AAAAAAUCGUCUCUUUUCUGUCCGUCUGAUAUUCACUCUGGUGGUUGACGGUUCCAAUUGCCAUCAGUCGGCAAUUUGAAGUGAAGUGAGCAACGAGUGUCGAGUGAUGGCAAGACUGCGCUCCCGGCAGCCGGCAGCAGAGUCUGAGAGUUCGGAUACAGAUGCAGAGGUGUGUGCAGUGUGCGAGGAGCAAUCGCAGCGUGUGACAGUGAACUGCUCGGCCUGCACGAAGCUUUUCCAUCUCGGUUGCCUCACACCUCCGCUGCGUCGUCGACCGCAGCUGGUAGACGCGUGGCAGUGUUCCGACUGCAAGGGAGAAGGCGAAGCGACCGGGAAGCGUGUAAUCAAUGGAAAGAGAAAAAAGCGAGAGGCUCCGGUGGAAGUGGAGGAGGUAGCGCAGCCGACGCCCAAGAGACGUAGAGUAUCAACGAGAUCCACGCAGAAGAAGGGGGACGAUGAUUUGGAUGAGAAACCUAUUGCUCAGACGAUCACGAAGCGUCCGAACGGGAAGGCUCCUAUGAAGAAGAAGGCGAAGACGCAGCCACGAGCCAGUGGUCGAACGGCGCGUCGUGCCUCGUCUCGGAUAGCUGCAGUUGAACUAAGUGACGAUGACGACGAUGAAGACAACGACGCUGACAGUGAUUUCGUCGGAGAGAGUGCGUCUGAAGAAGACGAGGAGGAUUCAGUUGUGUCGAGCGAUGAAGCAGAGCGAAAACCAAUCAGAAGACGCCCAGUCAUGAAGAAAUCCCCUCCGAUACAACGCACCGCAAUGAAUCGCAUUAGAGAGCAACCAACAACUCCUGUAGAUGUCUCUGCUCGCCCCGUUACAGUCAACAACAUCUAUGGUAGUGACGCUGACUCCUUAGACAUUGAAAUUGUUGGUGAGAGUGAGAUUUCGGACGUGGAGGAUCUCUACGAUGGUCCCCACUACUUCAUUGAAUACGCAGCCAAUGGCAGAGCUAAGUGCAAGAGCUGCGAGCAGAAGCUUCUCAUCAAGCAGCUUCGAGUUGGUGUAGACAUUCGACACUCGAUCUUCGGUGACGGGACAUAUUACAAACAUUUGGAGUGUACCGCGAUCGGACUGAAAGCUGGACUUGCCAAAGGAGAGGCAGAAGGUGAAGACGAGAACAAGAAACCUGCCAAGACAAAGAAGAAAAAUAACGAUCCGAUUGACGGCUUCUCACGGCUCCAUGCUGCAGAUCAGAAGCGUGUGCGUGAGUACAUGGAGAAGAACGACGAGAACGGAGUCAUCGACGAGCGUCUCCCUCUCACAGACGACCACUUCAACAAGAAAGGUCGUAUGCCAGAAAAGGAGCCGUCCAAGCACUUGACUGCCACUCUGUUACCGUAUCAGAGAGAAGCUCUGGCUUGGAUGGUCGGACAGGAACAAAGCAGCUAUAAAGGCGGCAUUCUCGCUGACGAAAUGGGUAUGGGAAAGACCAUUCAGGCCAUUUCGCUCAUGCUGGAAAAUGUCCGUGAGAAGCCCAGCGGGAAGGCAGCUAAAGCCCGAAACUCAUCGACAGUGUACGGUGGAACUCUCGUUGUUUGUCCUCUUGUUGCCGUCAUGCAGUGGAAGAGCGAGAUCGAGCGGUUUGUGGAGCCUGGUCACCUGUCUGUGUACAUUCAUCACGGUGCCAAACGUUUGGAUUCGGUGGAGAAGAUUGCAUCGUACGAUAUCGUGCUGACGACUUACUCUAUUAUCGAGAGUGAGAUCCGUAAAACACUGGGAUGGUCGAAAGUUGCGUGCAAAUAUUGUGGGAGGAAGUACCUACCUGACAAGUUGGUGUCGCACUACAAAUAUUUUUGCGGACCGGAUGCCAGGAAGACGGCGUUGCAGGAUAAACAGCAGAGGAAGAAGACCAAGAAGAAAGCCGCUGGUGAGAGCAGUGAAGAAGACGAUGGCUUGAAGAAACCAGUGCGAAAACCUAAGGGUCCAGCGAAGAAGAAUGAUGAUGGCAAGAAGGCGACACUCCAGAAGACAAAAGGCAAGUCACCUCUUCACCAGAUUCAGUGGACGCGUAUCGUGCUGGACGAGGCCCACUACAUCAAGGACCGCAAUUGCAACACUGCGCGUGGUGUCUUCGAGCUCAAGUCAAAGUACAAGUGGUGCUUAUCAGGAACGCCUUUGCAAAACCGUAUUGGCGAGUUGUUUUCACUGGUUCGGUUCCUCCAAGUGAAGAAAUUCGCUUAUUAUCACUGCAAUACGUGCGACUGCCAAAUGCUGGACUACAAUUUCCCGGAUAAAAAAUGUGCGAAGUGUACGCACAGCGCCAUCCAGCACUACUCGUACUUCAACAAAAAGGUCGUUAUUCCAAUCCAGGCGUACGGCUACGUCGGCGAGGGCAAGCUUGCAAUGCAGAGAUUGCAGAACGACGUUCUCCAGCACGUAAGUACUGCCUUUAAAGGCUUGAUUUAUGGGAAGCGGAUGCCCUUUAACGUGAUUUGUCUGCAGAUUCUGCUACGCCGUACGAAGGAAGGACGCGCAGACGACAUUUCACUUCCCCCCAAGCUCGUGCGAAUCCGAAAGGACCGGCUGGACGAGCGUGAAAAUGACUUCUACGAGGCCAUCUACACACAGAGCCAAGCGCAGUUCAACACGUACGUGUCGUCGGGGACGCUGCUGAACAACUACGCCCACAUCUUCGACCUCCUGAUCCGUCUUCGCCAAGCAGUGGACCAUCCAUACCUCGUUAUUUACUCCAAGACAAACCCGGCACUCCAACUCCCGAGUUCAGCUGCUCCAUUGGUGGAAGAGCAGCCUUUUGGUGCGACUGACGCUGCCUGCAUAGAGGACGAGCGAUCGUGUACAAUCUGUCACGAAUACAUGGAAGACAGCGUCGUCGCGAAAUGUGGCCACGAAUUCUGCCGCGAGUGUGUGAGGGAAUACAUCGAGUCGCUUCCAGCGGGCGGAGAGGCGACAUGUCCAACGUGCUCAAAACCGCUGACAGUGGACCUGUCUCCACCUGUGGAGGAAGUCAAAGCCCUUUCGAUCGAGGAGAUCCGGUCCCCGAAGGCUGUGAACCUGUCGAGCUUCCAUCGCAACAGUAUCCUUCAUCGGAUCUCGGACGUUCACGCCUUCCAGUCCAGCACCAAGAUCGAAGCGCUUAUGCAAGAGCUGGAGCUCAUGCGCGCUCGUGACCCGUCCGGGAAGGCCAUCAUCUUCUCGCAGUUUGUCAACAUGCUCGAUAUCAUCCAGCACCGUCUGCAACUCGGGGGAGUCAAUUGUGUUAAACUGUCCGGCAACAUGAGUAUUAGCGUGCGAGACCGAACCAUCAAAGCCUUCCGAGACGACCCCACAGUGACGGCGUUCUUGAUCAGUCUCAAGGCAGGAGGUGUCGCACUCAACUUGACUGUCGCGUCACAGUAAGUUUUGACGCUCUCUCCUCUUGCUGGCGUCUCUGCAGUCGUCUAACUCUUGUGUUUGUUGCAGCAUCUUCUUGAUGGACCCGUGGUGGAAUCCUGCAGCUGAGAAUCAAGCUAUUGAUCGCACGCAUCGAUUAGGUCAGUUCAAGCCGAUUCAGGCCACUCGCUUCAUCAUCGCUGGCACCGUCGAGGAACGCAUUCUCAAGCUUCAAGAGAAGAAGCGGCUGAUCUUCGAAGGCACUGUCGGAGCCAACGUGAGUGCUAUCUGUCGUCUUACCGAGGAAGAUCUGCGGUUCCUCUUCGCGACGUGAGCUGAGCUGGUUGGGGGGAGGAUGUUGCGUGCUCUUUAUUUGCAUUGCAUUGAUCUGUUCACGGUGUUAGUUUGCUGUAUUUCCGAGGUAGUUAAUCGAACUAAAAAGUCAGCUAAUCAAAGUACACAGUGAGCAGGUAUCAAAAACCAGCAAGCCAAAAAAGGGAAACAAGAGUACACGAGCGCUCAACAAAAUAAUACGAAGGUAGGCAGGAGCUUGAGUCGAUCGCCAAAGCAGGACACGUUUGCUCUUCACGUCGUGUAGUCCAGCGUAGUCGACGGCAUCCCUGCCACCCCAUACAAAAAUGGCGACGCCAAUUGAGGGUCGUUCUGCUGGUACGAGGGGAUAUACUGCAACGGCAGUGCCUGCAUGCCGAAGUGGGGUGUCGGAAGAGGAGGCAUGGCAUGUUGAGGCAUCCCCACGAGUUGCUGGGGAUACACAGCAAGUGAAUGUUGUUGCUGCAUCUGCUGCUGCUGUGGUGGCUGCUGCGCAUACAUUCGAUGGGCUACGUAGCUGCCAUAGUCGUCCGCUGUAAAAUGAGGAGAGUGCACUGACUGUUUCUUGUGAACGAUUUGCUUGGGGGCUGGGAACGGCUCCGGUUUGCCUCGAUUCGACCCAGAACUCCCGAAGACCAGCGGACGAUAGGAUUCGUGCUUGUCCAGUAGACUCGAGUUCUGGAAUCGAGCGAUCAUCGCCUGCUUGCCCUGUAGUCGCGCGUACGAGAUGGCGCAGACCUUCUCGCUGUUGAAAUUGGUCCACUUCUGGCCGUCGAAUUCCUUGUGGAACGCUUCAAUGUGCGCCGCCUCAAUAAAGUUGAUGAAGGCGUAACCCAUGUUGCACUUGUUCUUGAAGUCGAUGGGCAGGUAGAAAAAGUCGUAGUUGCCACGAUGAUUGCGAU